AUGGUUCUCUCAGGCUCUAGCAGUGCCAAGGAUGCCCUGUUGCAAACCAAGGAAUGCGUACAGGACCUUCAAUCGAUCAUGCGAAGAACGCAAGGAGGUGAAUCUGGAGCACUCACAACUGAGGUCAGGAAAUACUUGACCUCAAGGAAGAUGGUGAAGAAGGCAAUCCACAAGGCUAUGGUAAAUCUCAAGGGAUCCAGUUUCUCAUCCCUCAGCAAGGACAAUAGACUAUUGCCGUCGUUAGCACGUUGA
Molecule: messenger RNA, 252 nt
Organism: Prunus armeniaca (apricot)
Lineage: Eukaryota; Viridiplantae; Streptophyta; Magnoliopsida; Rosales; Rosaceae
Source: the annotation of a GenBank genome assembly